UAAGAGACCCGGAAACGGUUCCUUCCUGUGUGUUCACUGGUCGUGGGUCCCAAACAGACAGCUGAGCUCCCUCCCGGCGAUGAUAUCCCACUCUGCAAUCCGGGCUUUUCGAAGCAGUGUGAGGUGCUGGCGACAGCGGACUGUCCUCAAAGCGGCUCUGGAGGCCUCGGACGUCAGCGGUUGGCGUUGCUACUCGACCCCAAUUCGUGGUGUCACGGGCAUGGAGGAGAUACUGGCGAGGGUCGUUGCACCUUUACCCACAUACGAAACGAGAGACAAGUCCCCUCCUCCUCCCGAAUCAAACAGCUUGGACUUCAUGCACUUCUACGGCAGUCUCGAGAAGGAAGACAAACUCGGCUUCCUGGCGAAGCUGUCACAAGACUUCGGAGUUGACCACAAAAGCGUUUCAGAGCUCGCCUUGAGGCUGCUGGACACUCAGCUGCGAGAUGUGGCAACCGUUUUGCAAGUUGAAGACAGGCUGCGGUACGGUUUGACUCCACGUUAUAAACAGUUGCUUAAUCAUAUAAGCAGGGUCGAGGGGGGAGUGAAGUUUCUGGUGGAUCUCCGAGCCGAUGUUCUUGAAAUAAUCUCAUCCAGAGCUAGCGAGAGCCCGCACAUCAGGGACCUAAACGGCACGCUGAAGAGCUUGCUGUCUGAGUGGUUCUCUGUAGGCCUGCUCCGACUGGAGAGAAUCACCUGGCAGUCCCCCUGCGAGAUCCUGCAGAGAAUCAGCCAGUAUGAGGCAGUGCACCCUGUAAGGAACUGGACUGACCUGAAGCGCAGAGUGGGGCCAUACCGCCGUUGUUAUGCCUUCACCCAUGCCGCCAUGCCAGGAGAACCCCUGGUUGUACUGCACGUGGCCCUCACAGAAGACAUUUCUGAUAACAUUCAGAGUAUUGUCCGUGAGUUCGCCACUCUUGACUCCGAGGAGGAUGUGAAUAAGAUAAAUGCAGCCGUCUUCUACUCCAUCUCCUCCACCCAGGCUGGCCUUCAAGGGGUGGAGCUGGGCAACUACCUCAUCAAGAGGGUGGUCCGAGAACUACAGAGCGAAUUCCCUCACAUGGCCCAGUUCUCCAGCCUGUCUCCGAUCCCGGGCUUUUCCUCCUGGCUCCAAGGGCUGCUCAGCCAGUACAGGAAGGAGGGCCGGGGCUCUGACCUCCUCUCUGAGCAGGAGUGGAAGGAGGUGGAACAGGCCACUGACUCAGCCCCGGGGACCCCGGCCAUUGAGGCCCUCCGCAAGCUGAUCGCCACCAGCGAGUGGAUGCGCUCCGAGCGCCUGACCCGUGUCCUGGAGCCCGUCCUGAUGCGUCUCUGUGCCUGGUACCUCUAUGGCGAGAAGAGGCGAGGCUACGCUCUCAAUCCGGUGGCCAACUUCCACCUGCAAAACGGCGCCACCAUGUGGCGGCUCAACUGGCACGCUGACACCAGCCCUAGGGGCGUGGCCAACUCCUGCGGCGUCAUGGUGAACUAUCGUUACUUCCUGACAGAGACGUCUAAAAACAGUGCUCUUUACCUGCAGAAUAAGGUCAUCGUUGCAUCAGAGCAGGUGCUGGGGCUGGUGUCCCAAUUUCAGAAGAACAGCAAACUGUGAGAAAGAGACGAGGAAACACACAUAAAUACGCCACUGCUCUGUUAGAUGGCACUUGAUACCAUUAAUACAUUAACUAAGACACUUUGUUUAAUUUGAUUCUAAUGUUUGACAUGUUUCUUUAAAUUUCCCAAGUGGUGCUUCGGAAGCACCACUAAAUUGAAACUGAAUUGAAAUUAGAACAUUUCGGUGUCUCAUCCCAUCUUCUGUGUGUAGUGUGCAUAGGUUAGGCUUCUUGCCUCAUUGGGCUUCUGGUUGAAGCUGUUUGAUAUUGUGUCACUGCCUGCCAGGCUGAGAGACUGCAGCUAAUGAAGCACGAGGCAUCUAUCAAUGCUUUGCCAUGUUCCUGGAUAACAGUGUGUGUAAUGGUGAAGCACGAGCAAUGAGAGAGUGCAGCUGCUGGAAUAAAUGAUGUUUAGAUUCUUUCAUUUGGCUGAACUGUCUCACUGCAAACAUGUUGAUGAAUGGGAGAGUAUCUGAUUGUGUCUUCUUUUUUUUUUCUUGGGUUAAGGUUUAUAUACACCUGCUGUUACACUGCUUUUUCCCACUGAAGCUCAAUACACAAAGGCAUGAAAUCAC
Molecule: messenger RNA, 2167 nt
Organism: Sander lucioperca (pikeperch)
Lineage: Eukaryota; Metazoa; Chordata; Actinopteri; Perciformes; Percidae
Gene: mlycd
Product: malonyl-CoA decarboxylase
Exons: 5
Coding region: 80-1591 (503 amino acids)
Biological process (GO): acetyl-CoA biosynthetic process; positive regulation of fatty acid oxidation; fatty acid biosynthetic process
Cellular component (GO): mitochondrial matrix; peroxisomal matrix
Molecular function (GO): malonyl-CoA decarboxylase activity
Source: RefSeq, a predicted model, not a curated record